AUGGCUGAUAAAGAUGAAAAGAAGGAGGAAGAUGAACGGUUCGACUACAUUUACAAUUAUCUUACGCUGUCAAGGAAAUUGAAGGCUGAUAAAUGGCUGAAAAUGCUAUCAAACAUAGACUUUAAGGAUCUCAUUAGCAAGUUUUUUGGUACACCGACGGAGAUGAUCCUUGUAUUGCAAGUCACACCAGCUGGCCUCUUGACACCUUAUCUAGAAAUAACGCAAUCCAAGAGAAAGCUAACGUACUUCUUAAAGAGGAAACCACAGCUAGUUACCGAGGAUAAUUAUAAGGACUUGCUGAUUCCGGGUGACAUGGCACCGAAUCCGAUCGAAGAAUUGGCAGUUCUUGUGGAGGAUGCAUACGUUCCUAUUCUAUCUAAUCCAAAAAAUCACAUUGGCUGGCCGGAGGUUGCUCGAACAGACGUAAAAAAACAAAUUUAUAAUCUACGAACUCUAAUCUGGCAGGUCAAAGGAAAAAUAACAGGUCAGACCUUACUUCCUAUGCCAAUGGGUAUCGAGGAUAUUCUUCAGCCAGAAAAUUUAUCUCCGACUAAUCCUAAAACGCUGGACUUGAAAAAUAAUAUUGAGAAGAUCGUAAUUAAAUGGGCGACUCAAAUUAAUGAGAUCUUAAAUGAGGAGUUCACCAAGAGGACAGGACCUCCUAUACCAGAACAAUCUGAGUUGAAUUAUUGGAGCAUGAGGCUGAAGAACAUGGAAUCGCUUUACCAACAAUUGAAAGAUCCGAGAGUUGUCAGCAUGCGAAUGUUUUUGGAACAAAUGGAAAGUCCUUAUUCGGAGUAUUUUACAAAUUUGGUCAAGCACGUUGCAGCAUCGCUACUAGAAACCAGGGAUAUUAAUUUGUAUCUGAAACCAUUGGAGCACAAUUUUCGAGAUGUAGAGAGCUGCGAGUUCAAGGAUCUGUCAGUCAAGUUGAAAACACUGUUACAUUGCGCCUGUUUAAUGUGGGCGAACGCAAAAUAUUACACCCUCGAAAGAAUGAUUGCUCUGUUACAAGAAAUUUCAAAUUUGCUGAUAUCUCAGUCAGUGAAGCAUAUAAAUCCAUCGACGUUAUUCGAAGCAGAUAUCGAUGAAAAUAAAGCGAAGAUUGUGGAAGUCGCGCCCGUUCUUGAGAACUAUCAAGACACCUUUCGAUAUUUCAAGGAAAAAGUCGAGAUUUAUUUCAAAGGGCCUAGUGAUCCUGUACUUUGGACGUUCCAUGAAAAAUUAGUUUUCGAUAGGAUCCACAAGUUUGAAAAGAGACUUAAGGAAGUCGAGUCGUUAUUCGACGUUGCUCAAGACUAUUUGAAAUUAGAACGAAUAGAAAUGUCGGGUUUAAAGGCGAGAUCACUGCUUAAUAUGACUCUCGAAAUUUACGAAGAAUUCAAUAGAGCGUAUCAAUAUUUCGCAGAGGCGCCUUAUGAAAUUCUUUCACCCGACGAGACGCAAUUCACUAACGAUUUAGAAGACUUCUUCACAAAAGUGGAGCAAUUUGAUCGACGUCUGGCCAGAAUUUUUGAACAAGUAUUAGUAGAAUGUCACAAUUUAGAUUCGUACUUUAAAUUUAUCUGGAUGAUGGGGUCGAUUGCAAACAGACCUCUGAUAAUGGCACAAUUGUGGUGUCACUAUGAAAACGUGGUUAAAAGAAUCGAUGAUCAUUUCAGCAAAGUGAAGAUCUUGUUCGAUCAUCAUUUCGUGAAAGGAGAUCAACAAAUGUUACGCGCGACUGUGAAUCAAUACUUUCCCCCUGUUGCUGGAUCUCUGUGCUUGUUAAUGAAAUUGCUUGAAAGAAUUCGUUUCCCGGUCGAAUUUGCAAAAUUAUGCGACCAUCCUCUGAUUACGGCGAAAAUGGAAAGCGAGCUCAAAAACAAAUACCAAGAACUCGAAACGCUCAUCGUCGAGAAGGAGCUAGAAAUCUUCAACGCGUGGGCGGAAACAGUUCCGGAAAUUCUUGAGACUCAUUUGACGAAAUCGUUGUUCAGAGUCGGGGACGACAAGCUUUUGGAAAUGAAUUUCGAUGUCGAAUUAACGAAUUUGCUGAGGGAGAUUCGCUACAUGAUCAUAAUGAAGAGAACCGAUCUUUCAGAAGAGGCGAUCAAUUUUUUCGAUCGUUCAGAGUUCUACUUCAGGAGCACUUAUGAUCUCAACUUAAUUGUAACUUGGUACAAUAGAAUACGAAGUGAAUCUGUUCCAGUAGAAUUUCAAUUAAUAGAGGAAGACGUUGAAGAAAUUGACAACUUAAUUAAUUUUGGUCAAGAGAAUUAUGAUUGGAAUUCUCCAGAGGUUAGGGAGUACGUGGACAAUUUGCUGGCAAUGGUGAAACGACUGCACAUUCGGCUGUUCCGAGCGCAGGAAAAUUUGAAAAACAUUAUGGACAGACUAUACCUGUGGGCGAUGACGCCUGUACUUUAUCGCAAAGACGCGAGGGACGAAAAUUUAUUGUUAAUCGCGGACAAAGAUGAUAGAUUCGAGGAAAGAUACACAGAGAUCGGAGACACUGCCGAAGAACUGAAUCGAAUUCUGGAGGAAAAUUAUAAAUUAUUUUUCAACUUGAUGCCGGAAUCAUUUUAUGAACAGGAUGAGGCAAACGGCAGCGAUUUGCAAAUGUUGGAGUCGUCAGAGGUUUUGGAAGAAACCGUGCCAGAAUCGCCAAGUAUUGAGCAUGAGAUCAAAGACGAAUUACCAGGAGAGCAAGAGGAAGCGGUAGAGGAAGAGGAAGAAGUUGACGAAGAAACUCAAGCACUUCGACGUGAGAAAUGGCAGCCCUAUCUCACCUAUGUUGACAACUUAAUUUCGAAGGGUCUCAUUCAGGCUGUUUCCACAAGUAUCUGUUACAUAUUAGAUGAGACUGAUCCUGAAGGCGACAUGUAUCCAUUGUUCGAGAUACAAUUACAUCUAGAGAAUCCUAGCAUCAACUUCCGACCUCGAAUUGAAAUUGAAGAUCCUGAUGGAUUCUACGCCUUUUUCGAGAGUCUGCUACUUGAUAUGAUGAAAAUGGGCAUAUUUAUCCCUCGUAUCAAUCCUGAAAUUGCAGAAGAACAAGAAAAUUAUGCGACAGAUGUGGCAGAUGAAUUUGGAAUCGGUUUCAUGUUAGAGGAAACUUGCAAUAGAGUAAAAAUGGCUUUAGCAGAUCUUAAGGAUCACGUUCAGAUAUAUGACGCGUUCUCUUGGCUGUGGUCGGACGACAGACAGGAGUAUUUAGAUUACUUCCUCCAGUACAGCCAGUUUGUAUCAAUCGAGGACAGAGAAAUGAUCGCAGAACGUUCGGAUUACAUUCCGGAAUAUCUGAAACCAAAAAAACCGGACUUGGCGGAUUUCAAGCUCGAAAUUGAUUAUUUCAUGGAUUUAUAUCAAAAAUGCGAUGAAAUUCCGAACGAGUAUAUCGCUUGUCAGUGGUUGAGAUUGGACGUGAAACCGUUCAAGCAAGCUCUCUUGAAUACCGUUUGCAAGUGGGCCAACGUGUUGAAAGACUACUUGGUCAAUCGCAUCACUACCCAAUUGCAAGAAUUGUCCGAGUUUCUGCAUGCGGCAAUGGAGAAUUUCUCGCAAUCGAUUCAAGAAGAUGAUUACGAAGCACUUUUAGUGACUAUCUCUUAUUUGAAAGAAAUCAGAGAUCGGCAAUUUGAGAUAGAGGACAUGUUUGAUCCUAUCAAGAAAACGAUAGAACUCCUGGAACAAUAUCAAGUGGUUAUAAGUCCGAAAAUUUUCGAGUGGCUGACAGAGCUACCCCAUUCCUGGGAGACGUUGAAGAAAGUAUCUGCUCAAGUGAAACAGAUUGUGCAGCCUUUGAUGACCCGUCAAAUUGAACUUCUGAAAAAGAGACUGAGUUACUACGAUUUCAAGCAACAACGUUUCCUCGACGAAUUUCACAAAAAUCCUGUCUUCGAUCCCGAGUGUGCCGACCCUUACGAGAAAUUGAACAAAAUUCGCGAAGGAGUCGUGACAUUCUUGGGUGAAGAGAAGAAUCUGAAAGAUCAGACGGUAAUAUUUGAACAAGAAAUGCCCGAAUUUAAGGUGAACAAGCAAGUACAGAAGGAAAUGCAACUUUUGAAGACUUUAUGGGACUACGUGCAUGUAAUUAGUACUAGCUUAAACGAAUGGAAGAAAACUACGUGGAAAAAACUGGAUAUCGAGUGGAUGGAUCAAGAGUGCAAGAAGCUUCUCAGGGAAUUAAGACAAUUGGACAAAGAUGUGCGCGGAUGGAAACUAUACACAGAUAUCGAAGCUCAAGUGCGGAACAUGAUGGCCUCGCUAAGAGCAGUGUCGGAAUUACAAAACCCAGCUAUCAGAGACAGGCAUUGGAGAGAAUUAAUGGCUGAAACAAAGGUUGUGUUCAGUAUGUCGGACAGCACCACGCUGGAAGACUUACUGAAGCUGGAAUUGCAUAAGUACGAGGAGGAGGUGAAGAACAUUGUGGCCAAAUCGGUGAAAGAAAUGGCAAUGGAAAAGGUUCUGAAAGAACUUCACGACACCUGGAGCACCCUUGAAUUUGGCAAAGAUUUACACGAUCGCACGAAAUUGCAUGUUCUUAGGAUUGAUGAGGAAACUGUAGAGACUCUUGAAGAUAAUCAGGUACAACUUCAAAAUAUGUUGGGAUCGAAAUUUGUGGGAUACUUUCUCGACGAGAUUCUGGACUGGCAAAGAAAGUUAAGUAACGCGGACGCCAUAAUCAAUGCCUGGUUCGAAGUUCAGAGAGCGUGGAUGCAUCUCGAAAGUAUUUUUAUUGGCUCGGAGGAUAUUAGAAGUCAGCUCCCGGAAGAGUCGAAGCGGUUUGAAAAGAUCGACAGAGAUUUCAAAGAGCUGUUAAGAGAAAUGAUGAGCAAUUUGAAUAUAGUGAAGGCGACCAAUCGUCCAAAACUUUUGGAGAAACUGGAAGAAUUACAGAUUCAAUUGAAUGUCUGUGAGAAAGCUCUGGCAGAUUACUUGGAAACGAAAAGAUUAAUUUAUCCCAGGUUCUAUUUCAUUUCUUCGGCCGAUCUAUUAGACAUUCUGAGCAAUGGUAACAGUCCCGAACUAGUGUGCAGGCACUUGUCAAAAUUAUACGAUUCUAUCGCAAAUUUGCUGUGGAAAAUGGACGGUGGCAAACCAACGAAAACAGCUAUAGUAAUGGUUGCUAAAGACGGCGAACAUAUGCCGAUUCAUGGACCUUGUGAUUGCAGCGGAAAGGUGGAACACUGGUUAAACAACGUGACAGAUGCUAUGAAGAGAACCGUUCGUCAUCACAUGUCGCAAGCAGUUGGUAACUACGAUGAAAAGCCGAGAGAACAAUGGAUAUUUGACCACUUGGCCCAACCAGCGCUCACUGGAAGCCAGAUAUGGUGGACAACCGAAGUGAACAUAGCCUUCAUGAGACUCGAGGAGGGUUUUGAGAAUGCGUUCAAAGAUUAUCAGCGGAAGCAAAUCAACCAGCUCAAUGCCCUGAUUACAAUACUCUGCGGAGAUUUAAAUCCGAGCGACAGAAUGAAAAUAAUGACUAUCUGCACCAUCGACGUGCACGCUAGGGACGUCGUCGGGAAAAUGAUCACGAUGAAGGCGGAAAAUUCCUCCAGCUUCCAAUGGCAAUCACAGCUCAGGCAUAGAUGGGACGAUAAGGCGCACGACUGUUUCGCUGAUAUAUGCGAUGCAACGUUUCGAUACAGCCACGAAUAUUUGGGAAACGUUCCCCGAUUGGUAAUAACGCCGCUGACGGACAGAUGUUACAUUACCUUGACGCAGUCGUUGCAUCUUAUAAUGGGCGGGGCACCGGCUGGACCUGCGGGAACAGGAAAAACAGAAACCACCAAAGAUUUGGGACGAGCACUCGGCCAAAUGGUGUACGUGUUCAAUUGUUCCGAGCAAAUGGAUUACAAGUCCUGCGGAAAUAUUUAUAAAGGCCUUGCUCAGGUCGGAGCGUGGGGUUGUUUCGAUGAAUUUAACCGUAUUUCCGUGGAAGUACUUUCCGUGGUUGCUGUACAAGUGAAAUCGGUCUUAGACGGAAUAAAAAGUGGUAAACCAACGUUUCUGUUCUUUGGGGAAGAAUUGAACCUUAUUCCGACCGUUGGCAUGUUCAUCACUAUGAAUCCAGGAUAUGCUGGAAGAACAGAAUUACCGGAAAACUUGAAAACUUUGUUCCGACCUUGCGCGAUGGUGGUUCCGGAUUUCGACCUGAUCUGUGAAAUCAUGUUGGUAGCAGAAGGUUUCCAAGAAGCCAGGUUAUUGGCGAGAAAGUUCAUAACACUGUAUCAGCUCUGCCGAGAAUUGUUGUCGAAGCAAGACCAUUACGAUUGGGGUUUAAGGGCUAUUAAGUCGGUUUUGGUCGUUGCUGGGAAAUUGAAAAGAGACGAUCCCCAGAGGCCCGAAGAUCAAGUGCUGAUGAGAGCUCUCAGAGACUUCAAUAUUCCGAAAAUCGUGACGGACGAUGUGCCCGUUUUUAUGGGACUUAUCGGUGAUUUAUUCCCUGCUUUGGAUGUACCACGGAAAAGAGACUUAGAAUUCGAGCUAACGGUGAAAGAGUCAGCUGUCGAUUUGAAAUUGCAGCCGGAGGAUGGUUUCAUAUUAAAAGUGGUCCAACUGGAAGAACUGCUUCACGUUCGUCAUUCUGUUUUCAUCGUCGGUUUCGCUGGGACCGGGAAGACAGAAGUUUGGAAAACGCUGAAUCGAACUUAUUUCAAUCAGAAAUUGAAACCGUAUUAUAACGAUCUGAAUCCGAAGGCUGUAACCAAUGACGAAUUGUUCGGAAUUAUUAAUCCAGCCACACGAGAAUGGAAAGACGGAUUGUUUUCAGUGAUAAUGAGGGAUCAAGCUAAUAUGACCGGAAAUGAUCCGAAAUGGAUCAUUUUCGAUGGUGACAUAGAUCCCAUGUGGAUCGAAUCGUUAAAUACUGUUAUGGAUGACAAUAAAGUAUUAACGUUAGCUAGUAACGAAAGAAUCGCUUUAACGCCACAAAUGAGACUUCUCUUUGAAAUCUCCAAUCUACGAACAGCUACACCAGCUACGGUAUCCAGAGCCGGAAUUCUUUAUAUAAAUCCACAAGAUAUCGGUUGGUACCCAUUCGCAAUUAGCUGGAUAGAAACGAGAGAAGCUUCUGAAAGAGCAAAUCUGACGAUAUUAUUCGACAAAUAUGUCCCGUCGUUGGUGGAAGUGAUGAAGAAUAGAUUUAAAAAAAUCACCCCGUUGCCGGACAUAUGUCACGUGGAAAUGCUUUGCAAUCUGUUAGAUUGUUUUCUGACACCGGAAAGUGUGCCGCCGGACUGUCCAAAGGAAUGGCACGAAUUGUACUUUGCAUUCGCUUGCAUUUGGGCAUUUGGAUCCGCGACGUUCCAAGAUCAGUUGAUUGACUGGCGAAGCGAAUUCAAUAAAUGGUGGCAAAUUGAAUUCAAAACGAUCAAAUUCCCGCCUGGAGGAAAUGUAUUCAAUUAUUUUAUCGAGGACGAGACGAAAAAACUGCUGCCAUGGACUGACAAAGUGAAACCAUUCGACUUGGAUGCUGAUAUACCACUGCAGUCCACUCUCGUACCGACCGGAGAUACGUCAUACCUACACUUUUUCCUGGACAUACUCAUUAAGAGAAGAGUGCCAGUGAUGUUGAUAGGUGCAGCUGGUUCGGGGAAAAGCGUAAUCGUUGCUGAGAAAUUGGGCUCCCUUCCCGAUGAUUACAGCAUUGCUAACGUGCCUCUUAAUUACUACACCACUUCUGAAAUGUUACAAAGAAGUAUGGAGAAAUAUUUGGAGAAAAAGACAGGUAGAAAUUACGGACCACCCGGUAUGAAGAAGCUAAUAUAUUUUAUCGACGAUAUGAACAUGCCUGAGGUCGAUACUUAUGGCACUGUCCAGCCUCAUACCAUUAUUCGGCAACACAUUGAUUACACUCACUGGUACGACAGAUUGAAACUAUCUUUAAAGGAAAUUCACCAUACACAGUAUGUGUCCUGCAUGAAUCCCACGGCUGGCAGUUUCACGAUAAAUCCUCGUCUACAGAGACACUUCGCAGUUUUCGCAGUCAGUUUUCCAUCCGAGGAUAACUUAAUAAGAAUCUAUAGCCAGAUACUGGAGCAGCAUAUAAUGAAUCCUUUCAAUAAAUUCAACCCGUCCUUGGCAAAUAUUGCAGAAAGUUUAAUGUCAGCGGCGUUAUAUUGUCAUAAUAAAAUAUCAACAACAUUCUUGCCAACCGCAAUUAAAUUUCAUUAUGUAUUCAAUCUACGCGACCUUUCAAAUAUAUUUCAGGGCAUACUUUUCGCUAACGGUGAGGCAGUGCCUUCGUCUAGCCAUUUAAUACGCUUGUAUGUUCACGAAGCGACGAGAGUGUAUUCCGAUAAGUUAAUCAACGCUGAUGACAAGAACGCAUUUCAGCAGUUAUUGACAGGCUCUCUUCGUAAAUUCAUAUCUGAAAUGGAUGAGACUACUAUCUUCGCUGAACCAAUCAUAUUUUGUCAUUUCGCUGAAGGCAUAGGUGAGCCGAAAUAUAUGCCAAUAAAAGAUUGGCAACAGUUAACAAAACUGUUAGACGAGGCUUUACAUAAUUACAACGAUCUGGUAGCGGCGAUGAAUUUAAUAUUAUUCGACGAUGCCAUGUAUCAAGUAUGUCAAAUAAAUCGUAUUUUGGAGUCACCAAGGGGAAACGCUCUUUUGGUAGGAGUUGGUGGAAGCGGAAAACAAUCGCUUUCCUGUCUUGCAUCUUUCAUCUCAACGUUAGAGGUGUUCCAAAUGCAAUUAAGAACAGGAUAUUCGAUGAGCGACAUGCGGACUGAUUUAGCAGGAUUAUACUUGAGAGCAGGAUUAAAAUCAAUUGGAAUUACUUUCUUAAUGACCGACUCGCACGUCGCCGAUGAAAGAUUCUUGGUUCUGAUAAAUGACAUGUUGGCCUUUGGUGAGAUUUCCGAAUUAUUCGCAGACGACGAAGUCGAUAACAUUGUGAAUGGCGUAAGAAAUGAGGUGAAACAAACCGGCAUGUUGGACACCAACGAGAAUUGCUGGAAAUUUUUUAUCGAUCGAGUUCGAAUUCGAUUGAAAUGUGUCCUAUGUUUUUCACCCGUUGGAUCAACUUUACGGAACAGAGCCAGACAGUUUCCAGCGAUCGUGAACAAUACAUCGAUCAAUUGGGUCCAAAGCUGGCCGCUGGAAGCUCUGAAAUCGGUUUCAGCUAGGUUCCUAGAAGGAUUAGAAGAACUUCCGAAAGAGUAUAAACAAUCGGCGUCGGAGUUUAUGUCGUUCGUGCAUACCAGCGUCAACGAAAUCUCCGCGCUGUAUUUGCAAAACGAGAGGAGAUACAAUUAUACUACACCGAAAUCUUUCCUAGAACAAAUUGCUUUGUACACGAAAUUACUUAUAGAGAGAACUUACGAUUUGAAAGCAAUGAUAGAACGAUUAAAGAGUGGUUUGGACAAGCUGGAAUCCUGUGCCGGUCAGGUGAGUGAGUUAAGAGUUGUGCUAGCGAUCCAAGAAGUAGAAUUGAAGAAGAAAAACGAAAUUGCGGACAAGAUUCUUACCGAAGUCCGAUUCGAAAAUACUAAGGCUGAAGCCGAAAAAGCCAUUGUGUCCGAGGAGGAAGCAAAAAUCGCAGAGAUAAAAGAAGUUGUGGCAGAAAGACAGAAACGUUGUGACGAGGAUUUAGCAAAAGCAGAGCCAGCUGUUCGACAAGCUGAAGCUGCCCUCGAUACUCUGAAUAAGAACAAUCUGACUGAAUUGAAAUCCUUUGGGACACCGCCGGAUACGGUGGCAAUGGUGGCGCAGGCUGUACUCGUUCUGUUCGCUCCCAGGGGACAGAUCCCUAAGGAUAGAAGUUGGAAAGCGUGUAAAGCAAUGAUGGGAAGCGUUGACACGUUUCUCGCGCAACUUCGAAAUUACGACAAGGAAAACAUUCAUGCCGACGUUGUCAAAGCCAUCCAACCUUACAUCAAUAAUAAAGAAUUCGAUCCAGAGAUUAUAUAUUCAAAAUCUCAGGCAGCCGCUGGUCUCUGCAGUUGGGUUAGAAACAUCAUGGUUUUUCAUUACAUCAACGAAACUGUAAAACCAUUAAGGGCUGCGCUUGCACAAGCCAAUUCGGAGCUAAAGUCUGCAAUGGACCAUCUGAACUCUUUACGAGCACGACUGGCGGAGCUACAAAAAGUGCUCGAUGCUUUGGGUGAACGAAUGAAUACAGCUUUGCAAGAGAAACAGAAAUGUCAGGAUGAAGCGGACGCCACUGCCUUAACUAUCGAUCUUGCAAACAGAUUGGUUAACGGUUUAGCGUCCGAAAAAAUUCGUUGGACUGAGACCGUUGAAACAUUGAAAAAUUCAGGAGUAACUGUUCCGGGAGAUAUUCUUCUUGUGACAGCAUUCCUUUCAUACAUGGGAUGCUUUACACGGAAGUACAGGCGUGAUUUGAUGGACAACAAUUGGUUGCCAUUUUUGGAGAAUUUAGAUGUGAAAAUACCAAAGACUCCAGACUUGGACAUUUUGGGAUUACUGUCUGACGAUGCACAAAUUGCUCAAUGGAACAACGAAGGGCUUCCAAACGAUAAGAUGUCUUCCGAGAACGCGACGAUUUUAAUGAAUUCGUCAAGAUGGCCGCUGAUGAUAGAUCCGCAGCUGCAAGGAUUGAAAUGGAUCAAAAACCGUUAUGGGGACGACUUAAAAGUGCUCAGGCUGACUCAACACAAUUACUUAAGCGUCGUUGAGAUCGCGAUCGCAAAUGGAGAAACCGUUUUAAUUGAGAACAUUAUGGAAGGAAUUGAUCCUGUAUUGGACCCUGUCAUUAAACGGGAUUUAAUAAAAAAAGGAAGGGCUAUAAGAAUUUGGGACAAAGAAAUCGAUUACGAUCACAACUUUCGGCUGAUUCUACAAACAAAAUUGGCCAAUCCUCAUUACAAGCCCGAGAUACAGGCACAGACCACGCUAAUCAAUUUCACCGUAACAAAGGACGGUUUGGAAGAACAACUAUUAGGGGAUGUCGUUAAAGCUGAAAGGCCUGAUUUAGAAUCCAAAAAGGCAGAGCUGACCACGCAACAGAAUACAUUUAAAAUAACGUUAAAGGUUUUGGAGGACGACCUACUGCACAGAUUAUCAACAGCAGGACCAAAUAUUUUAAGUGACGUAGACCUGGUAAUAAACCUCGAGACCACAAAGAAGACUGCCGCGGAAAUUCAAAUAAAGGUCGCCGAAGCUAAAGUGACUUCUCUGAAAAUAGACGAAGCUCGAGAAAUUUAUCGCAUAGUGGCAACCAGAGCUAGCCUUUUGUACUUCGUUUUAAAUGAUCUCAGCAAAAUCAACAUGCUCUACCAAUUCUCCCUGAAGGCUUUCAGUGUGGUUUUCCAAAAUGCCAUUAGAUUUGCGGAGGAAGCGGAGGCGUUGCCAACUCGUGUCGCCAAUUUGAUCGACAGCAUCACCUAUUUAGUUUUCAUUUACACGAGCAGAGGAUUAUUUGAAAAUGACAAACUGACUUUUCUUUGUCAUAUGACAAUUCAGAUUUUUAUGCAAUCGGAAGAAAUAACACAAUCCGAGCUCGAUUUUCUUCUACGAUUUCCAUACAUGAUCGAUCUAACCAGUCCUGUAGAUUUUCUGACAAAUGUUGGCUGGGGCGGUAUCAAAUAUUUGAGCCAAAUGGAUGACUUUCGAAAUUUAGAGAAAGAUAUUGAAGGUGCAGCGAAGAGAUGGAAAAAGUUCGCCGAAUCAGAAACGCCGGAGCGCGAGAAUUUUCCGCAGGACUGGAAAAACAAAACUGCUCUGCAACGACUGUGCAUUAUGAGAUGCCUUAGGCUAGAUCGAAUGACUUACGCGCUCAGGUGCUUCGUAGAGGAAAAACUGGGUUCAAAAUUUGUAGAAUCUAGAUCUCCACCUUUUCACAAAUCUUUCGAGGAAACGAGCUCAAUUACGCCUGUAUUCUUUAUUCUUUCACCAGGUGUCGAUCCUCUGAAGGAUGUUGAAAAACUGGGAAAACAAUUGGGUUUCACAUUUGAGGGCAGAAAUUUCCAUAAUGUGUCACUGGGUCAAGGACAAGAACCAGUGGCCGAGGAAGCGAUGACUAUUUCGGCGAACGAAGGACACUGGGUGAUUUUGCAAAACGUUCAUUUAGUGAAGAAAUGGUUGCCUACGUUAGAAAAAAGAAUGGAACAAUUAUCAGAAAAUCCUCAUAUCGAUUAUCGAUUGUUUAUUAGUGCUGAACCCAGCCCAGAUCCUCGAGAAUCGCUGAUACCGCAGGGAAUUCUGGAAUCCGCUAUAAAAAUCACGAACGAACCACCCUCAGGGAUCCAGGCAAACAUUCACAAAGCAUUGGACAAUUUUAGUCAAGAAACUUUAGAAUCCUGCAGCAAAGAAACCGAGUUCAAAACUAUAUUAUUUGCUCUGUGUUAUUAUCAUGCUGUGCUUGCUGAACGCAGAAAAUUCGGUGCCCAGGGAUGGAAUAGAUCUUAUCCAUUCAAUGUUGGUGAUUUGACGAUCAGUGUGUCGGUGUUGUUCAAUUAUUUGGAGAACAGUAUCAAAGUGCCAUGGGAAGAUCUUCGCUAUCUAUUUGGUGAAAUAAUGUAUGGUGGUCACAUAACAGACGAUUGGGACAGACGAUUAUGUAGAACAUAUUUAAUGGUGUACUUGAAACCGGAAUUAGUCGAAGGUGAAUUAUACCUGGCACCGGAAUUCUUGGUGCCGCCUAAUAGUGAUUACUCGGCAUACCACCAAUAUGUAGAUGAUUUCCUACCUAGUGAAAGCCCAGUUCUUUAUGGUCUACACCCAAACGCCGAAAUUGGAUUCUUAACGUCAACCGCCGAAAACUUGUUUAAAACGUUAUUGGAAAUGCUGUCGCAAAGUGUAGGCGAUGCGGAAGGAGACAUGUCGAAGGAGGACAAAAUAAAAAUUAUUUUGGAAGAUUUAUUAGAUAAAUUACCAGAAGAGUUUAACAUGUCAGAACUUUAUGGCAAGGUUGAAGAUCGUACGCCCUUUGUCACAGUAGCACUGCAAGAAUGUGAACGAAUGAACAUACUGUGCGAAGAACUUAGAAGAUCCCUUCGAGAAUUGGAUUUGGGCUUGAAAGGAGAGUUAACAAUUAAUGCUGAAAUGGAAGAUUUAGAAAAUUUUAUAAUGAUAGACGCCGUUCCUCCAUCUUGGACAAAACGAGCAUAUCCUUCAAGUUUAGGAUUAAAUAGUUGGUUUGCCGAUAUGUUAAACAGAAUAAAUGAUUUGUCCAAUUGGACGACAGAUUUUGGUCUUCCUAGUUCAGUAUGGUUGGGUGGUUUUUUCAAUCCACAAUCGUUUUUAACUGCAAUCAUGCAACAAACCGCACGCAAGAACGAAUGGCCAUUGGACAAGAUGUGUCUAUACUGCGAGGUCCUGAGGAAAAACAAGGAAGAAAUCACAUCAGCGCCAAGAGAAGGAGCAUACAUAAAUGGAUUAUAUAUGGAUGGUGCACGAUGGGAUACGCAAACCUCCAGCAUCGUAGAUUCUCGAUUCAAAGAAUUAUAUCCAUUAAUGCCAGUCGUUUAUGUACGAGCAAUCACGCAGGAUAAGCAAGAUCUGAGAAAUAUGUAUGAAUGUCCUGUAUACAAAACCCGAUCUCGCGGACCAACUUAUGUGUGGACUUUUAAUUUGAAAACCAAGGAGAAAGCAGAAAAAUGGAUUCUUGCUGGAGUAGCCAUAUUAUUGCAAAUAUAAAUGUAUUACAAUAAUUGAUGAUUAACUGAAGUAAAUGUUAUUUACUUACUCAUGGAAAUAAUAAAAAUAUAGGGAAAUUAGAAGAGUA
Messenger RNA from Megalopta genalis, 13681 nucleotides. Its product is annotated as dynein beta chain, ciliary. Gene Ontology annotation, molecular function: minus-end-directed microtubule motor activity; ATP binding; dynein intermediate chain binding. NCBI's taxonomy places the organism in Eukaryota, Metazoa, Arthropoda, Insecta, Hymenoptera, Halictidae. The record is from RefSeq and is a predicted model, not a curated record. Gene Ontology annotation, cellular component: dynein complex. Gene Ontology annotation, biological process: microtubule-based movement.